AAUUUCCAGAGGAUUUCUUCUCUGCAUGGGACUGCGGCUGACCAACUUCUUUUACCUUCCAAUACCAUCUUGGAAUUCCUAACAUAAAUUCUCCAGGAAAUUAAUCUUAUCGAUAUUAAUGCAUUAGUAUUCUAUAUAUACACAUACACACACACACACACACACACACACACAAUAUGGAUGAAGAAAUUCAACCUGAUCUAUUGCCAAGUUCUUUCAUACCAGACAUCACACUUCCAUUAGUACCAUCAACCUCAAUGAAUCUUCUAUCUGAUCCACUCCACCAGCUCACACAAGAAUCUGAUCAAAUAGCUAAUUCAGAUAUAGACUGGAUAAGUCUCCUUUGUGGCUCUACCAAAUAUGAUGACCAAAACCCAGCUCCAUCAUCGCCAAUUGUAUCCAUCAAGGCUAAAAGUGAAAAUAAAGGAGAAAAUCAUGGCAAUAAAAACAAAGAAAAAGUUACCAGAAGUACAAAGAAGGCAAUCCCACCAAGAAUCGCAUUUCAUACUAGGAGUGCUGAUGAUAUUCUCGAUGAUGGGUACCGGUGGAGGAAAUAUGGACAGAAGUCUGUGAAGAAGAACAACAACCCAAGGAGCUACUAUCGUUGUUGCCAUCAUACAUGCAAUGUGAAGAAACAGAUCCAACGCCUGUCGAAAGACUCCAGCAUUGUAGUGACAACAUAUGAGGGGAUUCACAACCAUCCUUGUGAAAAAUUGAUGGAGAGCUUAACCCCACUUCUCAAGCAAUUGCAAUUCCUAUCCAGAUUCCAACACUUAGAGCCAGUCCAUUCAUGUCAUGGACAACAACUUUAACAUCAUCAAUACAUUGUACAAAACUAAUCAUGGGAAAAUAGGUAUACUAUUGAACAUUGGGAGCAUUCAAUGUACCAAGAUAUUUGAUAAAUUAUCUUGACCUUUCAUUGGAUACAUCCAAGGGUUAAAAGCAUUUGGAAGUCAUAGGUAUUUAUCUUCAACAUUUGUACAAGCAUUUGGAAUUCAUAAGUAUUUGUCCUCAUGAUUUGUAAUGGACAAAAUAUUUGUCAAAUAUCUUGGUAUAUAGAAUAUGACCCGUCAACGUUAACCCCCCUCUUUGACUUUUCUGCAA
Messenger RNA from Ziziphus jujuba (common jujube), 1104 nucleotides. Its product is annotated as probable WRKY transcription factor 24. Bases 177 to 812 code for a protein of 211 amino acids. NCBI's taxonomy places the organism in Eukaryota, Viridiplantae, Streptophyta, Magnoliopsida, Rosales, Rhamnaceae. The record is from RefSeq and is a predicted model, not a curated record. Gene Ontology annotation, biological process: regulation of DNA-templated transcription. The transcript has 2 exons. Gene Ontology annotation, molecular function: sequence-specific DNA binding; DNA-binding transcription factor activity.